ACUAUCCCCCACUUCUCCAAGUCUCCAACUCCUUCCUGCAGCAAAUGCCCUAGCCUCCACCAAAGAAAGCAAACCCUAGCAGCCUCCACCAAUCGUUGUCGCCGUCUGUCGGAGUGGGAGAUUGCUGCCGUCGUCCGUCGCAAUCAAGAACUACCGUCUUCGUGCUCUCGGGCCUCUCGCCGGAUCCUCCGCGUCGUGUGCUCGCAUCUCGCCUCUCUCCUCUGUGCUCGGCUGCUCGCGCCUCCCUCCGCCAGUGAGUGCUCGAGCUGUGCGCGUUGGUUGCUGCUCGUCGUCCGUGGUUGUCUCUGCUUGAUUCUGCCUCCCAGUGUCACUCGAGUCUCGUCUCAGUCACUGGCAUCUCGUGGUUCGCCUGUCUCGUCGCCGGCGGCAGAAGCAACUCGUGGGUUUGUCCCUUGCGUCGUCGCCUUCCGCCGGGUGGUCGCUGACUCGCCGUCGACCGUUGGUUCAGUGUUGGCUCCAACUUUCAAAUGGGAAUUAGGAGCUGGUGAAGAUAACAACAUCUUCUGGAACUGAGUCUGUUGUUUCACUGCCUGAUGGGAAAAUCUGUGUGUAUCUUUGUUCAUAUGCGAUUCCAGUAAUGACGAGCUGAAGAAAGAAUCAAAUAUGGAAGGUGAUCUUCAGAAGUCUUUGUCUUUGCGCCCCAAUCGUAGAGGAGACCGAAAUAAUCAAACCGCAUCUGAUAAAGAUUCAGAAGCGGGUUUCCUUUCUUCAGGGUGGGCCUCCCAAGAUGGUUACCCGGUUAAGAUUGUUUGGCGGAAGGGGUUUAUUCAAUUGGUUCUUGUUGCGGGGAUCCUGUGGAUGCUAUUAAUUCUUGUUGCAUUGUUGUUCCAUAUAUGGUCUUGUCAAUCUACUGUCUCCUUUUUAUCAGUUAUGUGUAACAAAGAAAGCAAGGUUUACUACAUGUUAGACACUAUGGGACUUGUAUCAAAACCUCACAGGUGCCCUAUUCCUGUUGCCAACAACCCUGAUAAAAUUAUUAUCCCAAAUGGAAGAACUUCUGACAAAAUUGUUAAAAAGUUAUCAUAUGUUAUGGAAGAUGAAAUUUCACAUAAUGGUUCUCAAUCAUCUCCUCUUUUUGGAGGCCAUAUAAGUUGGAAGCAGAGGGAGGAAAGUUUCAAACUAAAAUCAAAUAUGAAGGUGCACUGUGGAUUUAUCCAAGGCGGUGGUGCUGACAUGGAUCCUGUAGACAUCAAAUAUGUCAAGAAAUGUAAAUUUGUUGUUGCAUCUGGCAUUUUUGACGGCUAUGAUCUACCUCAUCAACCAUCAAAUAUAAGUGAUCGCUCCAAGAAGCUCUUUUGCUUUCUUAUGGCGGUGGAUGAAGUAUCUCUGAAAUUCAUUAGGGAAAAUGCUACUGUCAAAGUAGACAACGAUGGUGGAAAAUGGGUAGGAAUUUGGCGUCUUAUUCUUCUUAAGCAUCCACCUUAUGAUGAACCAAGAAGGAAUGGGAAGGUUCCCAAGAUUUUAACUCACAGAAUGUUCCCUGAAGCACAAUAUAGCAUAUGGAUAGAUGGUAAAAUGGAGCUGAUAGUUGAUCCAUUGCUAAUGCUUGAGAGAUAUCUAUGGCGUGGGAAGCAUUCAUUUGCCAUUGCUCAACAUAAGCAUCACCGCAGUAUAUACGAAGAGGCAGAUGCAAACAAAAGGCGAAAGCGAUAUGCACGACCCCUCAUUGAUCUCCACAUGAAAAUCUACUAUUAUGAGGGAAUGAAGGAAUGGAAUCCAAAGAAAAGGACUGCUAGUGAUGUGCCAGAGGGAGCAAUCAUACUCCGAGAACACACUGCGAUGAACGACUUGUUUAGCUGCUUGUGGUUCAAUGAGGUUCAUCUCUUCACACCAAGAGAUCAACUUAGUUUUGGAUAUGUUGCUUACAGAUUAGGGGAGUCAUUCAACUUCUUCAUGUUUCCAAACUGUGAAUAUAAUUCACUGUUUGUGUUGCACCCUCACACAAGAGAGCACUCUUCUCCCAUUGAAUGGGUUAAACGGUUGGAUGAACUCAAGAAUAGCAACUUAAGAGAAACUAGAGGAGGAUUAGGUUUAUUCACCCCUUAUCCAGGGAAUCUUAAAUCUGUUGUUCUGCCAAAUGUAACAAGAACAUCUAAAGCAGGCUGAAUUUUUGUUUGAUAACAUUGAUCCGUCUCCUAUGUAAUUUUUCCCUCGAGAUUUAUUGUUAAUUUACUUAAUGAAUGUGAGGAAAAGAUAUAUUUUUGUUAAC
Molecule: messenger RNA, 2230 nt
Organism: Arachis ipaensis
Lineage: Eukaryota; Viridiplantae; Streptophyta; Magnoliopsida; Fabales; Fabaceae
Product: putative hexosyltransferase MUCI70
Source: RefSeq, a predicted model, not a curated record